Striga hermonthica is the source of this 867-nucleotide messenger RNA. The record is from the annotation of a GenBank genome assembly. Lineage: Eukaryota; Viridiplantae; Streptophyta; Magnoliopsida; Lamiales; Orobanchaceae.
AUGAACUCGCCGGCCUCGUACCUCGGCUCGUCUAACUGGUUGUUCGAAGAAAACACGGUUACAAAGUGGACUGCCGAAGAGAACAAAAGGUUCGAGAAUGCGUUGGCCUUGUUCGAUAAAGACACGCCCGACAGGUGGCACAAUGUGGCGUCGAUGAUCCCCGGGAAGACGGUGAGCGACGUCAUCAGACAGUAUCGGGAGCUGGUCGAGGAUGUCAGCGAUAUCGAGGCCGGUCUGAUUCCGAUCCCGGGGUAUUCUGGCAAUUCUUUCGCCCUCGAGUGGAUGAGCGGCGGCCACUCGUAUGAGGGGUUGAAGGGUUUUUACGGGCCGGCCACCGGGAAGAAGGGCCCGUCUGCCCGGUGUGCCGAUCAUGAGCGAAAAAAGGGUGUGCCUUGGACUGAAGAAGAACAUAGACAAUUUCUACUGGGACUGAAAAAGUACGGAAAAGGCGAUUGGCGUAACAUUUCGCGUAAUUUCGUGACCACACGAACCCCGACACAAGUCGCAAGCCAUGCUCAGAAGUACUUUAUCCGGCAGCUUUCCGGCGGGAAGGACAAAAGACGGUCGAGCAUACACGACAUCACGACUGUUAAUCUCGACGAGAUCAAAUCUCCUUCGCCGGAAAAGAAUAAUGGACUACUCGACUCGCCGGAAAAGCAGAACUUGAUCUUACAAGUUCAACAGCACAAUCUUGAUGGAGAUGUUGUGGUCCGACCCAAUUACGAACCGGACCUGAAAAGCUCCGGAGCCGUAUUGGGCUUCAGCCCGAUCAUGGCCCACUUUCAAGGGACCUCUGGUUACGGCGGGCAUGGCUCGCCGCACUUAGGGCAUCAUCAUGGUACGGUUUUCCAGAUGAAUCCGAACUAG